This is a messenger RNA of Arachis ipaensis, 2793 nucleotides long. RefSeq names its product putative mitochondrial saccharopine dehydrogenase-like oxidoreductase At5g39410. NCBI's taxonomy places the organism in Eukaryota, Viridiplantae, Streptophyta, Magnoliopsida, Fabales, Fabaceae. Gene Ontology annotation, biological process: glycolipid biosynthetic process. The record is from RefSeq and is a predicted model, not a curated record. Gene Ontology annotation, cellular component: mitochondrion; lipid droplet; plasma membrane.
UACGCUAUAUGUGGUGCACAUUAAUCCUUAUUCCAUCAUUUAUACACUUUUUUCCAUCAAACUGUUCCCAUUGUUCUUUACCCUUUAUUUUGAAGGAUCUCAGUUAACAUGGAAGCUAGUUUGCUCGCCAACAAUUCCUUCACCAAAUCCACAGAACAACUGAUUCCCACAAUCAGAGCCGGAUCUUUAGCAUUCUCCAAGAGAUUUUCUCAACAACUCCGGUGCAAAAAAGUUAGAGUUCCUUAUCAUAUAUCAUGCUGCCACUCAUCAUCAUCACCAUUAGAUGAUGACAAACCUACACUGAGUGGUGACUGGAGGGCCUUCAGGGCAAAGCUUGUGCUUGGAGGACUGCAAUUGCUAAGGGCUGAUGAAGCCUCUUCAAUGGCUGAUCCAGACACUGUUGUGGAUCAGCCUCCACUAAUAACCAUUGGUGAUAAAUGGGCCCACAAAAUCCAUGAGCCUGAAAAAGGUUGCUUACUCAUUGCCACUGAAAAGCUUGAUGGGGUCCACAUAUUUGAACGGACGGUGAUCCUUCUUUUGUCAACUGGGCCAUUAGGCCCAUCAGGGAUCAUAGUCAACAGACCAUCAUUGAUGUCCAUCAAGGAGACAAGAUCAACAGCUCUGGAUGUGGAGGGCACAUUCUCUAAUAGUCCAUUGUUCUUUGGAGGGCCCUUGGAGGAAGGGUUGUUUUUGGUGAGUCCAAAAGAGAGUGGUGUAUUAUGGUGGGAAAGAGAGUGUGGGUUGUGCUGCUGAAAUGGUGAAGAGGAAUGUUGUUGGGCUUGGAGAUUUUAGGUUUUUUGAUGGGUAUUGUGGUUGGGAUAAGGAGCAAUUGAAGGAUGAGAUUAGGGCUGGGUAUUGGACUGUGGCUGCAUGCAGCCCAAGUGUGGUUGGGUUGGCGAAUGUUGGAAGUAUUGGGCUUUGGAAUGAGGUCCUUGGACUUAUGGGUAAAAGGAAGGUCAAAUGAGUAACACGUGUCCCACGUGUCAAACAGAUGGAAAAACUUUCAAGCAAGCGGUGUGUGAUUCAACGACAUUCAUACAAAAUGAAAAAAGCUUGUAAAUUGAAAUGUUGCUCCUUACUUUUGUACUUAGUUGGUUUACGAAUUGAGAAAUGAUUUAAAUCCAAUGUUUAACUUCAUUAUUAUAUUAGGAUUCUUUUGAAAAUACAAUGAAUAAUCAUUUAAAUAUUUUUCCAUUUAAAAGUGUAACACUUUGUUGAGGCUUCAGAGUUUUGAGAUAAGUAAAAAUCGCAGCACAACACAUCAACUUGUCUUCCUUCCUUCCAUAACCCUGAACCAUAGAAGCAAUGAAUAAACCUCGAUACGACGCCGUAAUCCUAGGCGUCUCAGGAUUUACAGGCAAAUACGUAGUCCGUGAAGCCCUCAAGUUCCUCAACGUCCCAUCCUCCCCACUCAAAUCCAUCGCACUUGCGGGCCGAAACCCAUCUAAACUCUCCCAGGCCCUCCAAUGGGCCAUCGGGCCCAGCAAAGGCCCACCUCCCGAUAUCCCCAUCCUAACCGCCGACACCUCCGACCCCUCCUCCCUCGCCGCAAUCUGCUCCCAAACCUCCAUCCUCCUCAACUGCGUCGGCCCCUUCCGCCUCCACGGCGACCCCGUCGUCGCUGCCUGCCGCCCCGCUGGAUGUGACUACUUGGACAUCUCCGGCGAGCCGGAGUUCAUGGAGCGGAUGGAGGCGAAGUACCACGACAGGGCUGCAGAAUCGGGGGCGCUGGUGGUGUCGGCGUGCGGGUUCGAUUCGGUGCCGGCGGAGCUAGGGUUGAUGUUCAAUUCGAGGCAGUGGGUGGCGCCGGCGGUGGUGAACAGCGUGGAGGCGUACGUGAGCUUGGAAUCGGAGAAGAGGAUCGUCGGGAACUUCGCCACGUACGAGUCGGCGGUUCUCGGUGUUGCGAACGCGAAGCAGUUGCAGCAGCUGAGGAGGUCAAGGCCAAGAAGAGCUAGGCCUGCGAUUGCUGGCCCUCCUCCUUCCAAAGGAUCAACUAUAGAACACCAGAAGAAAGUUGGCCUUUGGGCAGUAAAGCUACCUUCAGCAGAUGCAAUAGUUGUCCGAAGAACUCUGUCCACUCUAACAGAAAACCCCGGUGGUCUCCAGGGCAUGAACGAGAGCGCCGAUGCAGUCGCAAAAAGGGAAGCCUUCUGGUCAUGCGUGAAGCCAGCUCACUUUGGUGUGAAGAUAGGCUCAAAAUCUCUAUUGGGCAUACUCCGGAUCAUCAUGGUGGGCAUAUUCAUUGGCCUCUUAGGUAACACUGGUUUCGGAAGGUGGCUUCUCUUGACGUUUCCCUCGGUCUUCUCUCUCGGUUGGUUCCGCAAGAAGGGUCCCUCAGAAGAGGAGGUGGAAAGUGCAUCAUUCAAGAUGUGGUUUGUUGGAAAAGGUUUCAGCAAUGAGAGUAAUGCUUCACAGGGAAACAGAAAACCAGACAUGGAGGUAAUAACAAGAGUAUCUGGACCUGAGAUUGGGUACGUAACCACACCAAUAAUUCUUGUUCAGUGUGCUCUCAUAGUUCUCAGCCAAAGGAACAACCUACCAAAAGGAGGAGUUUAUCCUCCAGGGAUUGUGUUUGGUCCAACUGAUCUUCAAGAAAAACUUGAGAAAAAUGGAAUGUCUUUUGAUGUCAUCUCAAAAAGCAGCAUGUCUUCGUGACUUUUUUAGUUUCAUAGUUUGCUCUUAAUAUGGAGAAAUAAAAUGUGCAUAAUACUGUUGUUUUACCAAGUUCUGCUUUAGAUGUUUUAUAUUUUAGCAACUUAAUACAAGACUAAUUCCUGUGGCUAAUUUUUG